Nicotiana attenuata is the source of this 1881-nucleotide messenger RNA. RefSeq lists its product as uncharacterized. NCBI's taxonomy places the organism in Eukaryota, Viridiplantae, Streptophyta, Magnoliopsida, Solanales, Solanaceae. Gene Ontology annotation, molecular function: protein binding. The transcript has 7 exons. The record is from RefSeq and is a predicted model, not a curated record. Bases 240 to 1766 code for a protein of 508 amino acids.
CUUUUAACCCAAUUUUUGAAUAGAGUUAACUUCAAGUUUUUAGCUUCCUUAAUAUAAUACUCUCUGUUUCACUGUAUAUAUGUCUGCUCUGUCCUUUCACUAAAGUAAAAAGUUUUAUAUGCUGAUUACCAUGUAUAAAGUCUUAAGAGACAUUGUUUGUGAGCUUUUUGUCUACCAGUGUUUUUGCCUAUAAUUAAAAUGCUCAUGUUAUUUCAACUUAACUGACCAUUUCAAGAACCAUGAGAAGGAAUUUUAUCAUCUUAUCUCUCAUAGUUUUUCUUCUACUUCUUGAAUUUUCAUCAGCCUCAGCCUCAGCCACCCCUGCUGCAAAGAUUGUUGGUGGGGUUGUCACAAAUGUUGCUUCUGUGCUAUUUAAGUGGUUGUGGUCACUAAAAUCGCCGGCAAAAACAGCUGUUUCCAGCCGUUCGAUGGUCAAGUUUGAGAGUGGAUAUAUUGUUGAAACUGUGUUUGAUGGAAGCAAGCUGGGAAUUGAACCUUACUCAGUACAAGUUUCUUCAACCGGAGAGGUUCUCAUUUUGGACUCUGAGAAUAGUAAUAUUUACAGGGUUUCAACACCAUUGUCUCGAUAUAGCCGUCCAAAAUUAGUUGCCGGAUCUCCUGAAGGAUACUCGGGGCAUGUGGAUGGGAGGCUACGAGAAGCAAGGAUGGACCAUCCUAAAGGACUUGCCAUGGAUGAUCAAGGAAAUAUAUAUGUUGCAGAUACCAUAAAUAUGGCUAUCAGAAAAAUUAGUGAUGCUGGAGUUGUAACUAUUGCUGGAGGGAAGUCGGUCCGAGGUGGAGGUCACAUUGAUGGGCCAAGUGAAGAUGCAAAGUUUUCCGACGACUUUGAUGUGGUUUAUGUUGGAAGCAGCUGUUCACUUCUAGUUAUAGACAGAGGAAACAGGGCAAUUAGAGAAAUUCAGCUCAAUGAUGAUGACUGUUCACACAACCAGUUUGACGACAACAAUCUCCAUCUUGGUGUGGCACUGCUUUGUGCUGCUGGAUUUUUCGGUUACAUGCUCGCUUUAUUACAACGUAGAAUUGGAGCGCUAUUUUCAUCAAACAGCAACGAUCAACGGACUCCUGUUAGGGGUGUGCAGCAUGCAACGUAUCAGAGAAAUACGAAGUCAGUGAGGCCUCCCUUAAUUCCGCCAGAUGAUGAAUACGAUAAACCAGAGGAAAACCUGUUUCUGUCUCUGGGAAGGCUUGUUCUGAACACAGGUUCAACUGUGGGUGAAAUAUUCGGAGGAAUGUUCUCGGGUUUUAGAAAGAAGCAUUACCCCCAUCAUGUCCAGCAGCAUUACCAUUACCCUCACAAACAAUCAAGUGCAUGGCCAAUGCAGGAAAGCUAUGUAAUUCGAGAUGAAGACGAGGCCCCGUCCCUAGACACGAGAGAUCCUACACCCCGUAAAACCUAUCCAUUAAUGAACAAAGACCCAGAGAAAGCACGACAUAUGAGACAAAGUCAAUCCCAUUAUGGAGGAUGGAAUGGGAAUGCACAUGGGCACGGCAAUUUUCAGCAACAUCAACAACAAUUUCUGCCACAAGUAUAUCAGCAUCACGAGAAGCACCAGUCGUCUAGUCCUCAAACAUACUACGAGCAAAGCUGUGAAUCAAACGAGAUUGUGUUUGGAGCAGUUCAAGAACAGGAUGGACGACGUGAAACCAUGGUGAUAAAGGCUGUUGAUUAUGGGGAUCCUGCUUAUAAUAUUCACAACAUCCGAUCCAGGUACAACUACAACACGGGUUACUCAUUCGGAUAUUGAAUAAAAUACAUAAUGCAAAUUGCUAGACUAUAGUGUAGACAUCAAUCUGGACUAUGUCUGGAUUUCACUUUCUUGUAGUAUCUUUCACAGGGAAUGAAUAUGAUAAUAGAAAGUA